AUGACAAGCGCUUGCAUUUGGCAAGUAUCUUCCGAAAGUGGAAAUGAAAGUAGUCUUCCGGUUUUGGAGUCUUCCUCGAGCAGUGAAUCAUUGGCUACGUUUAGAGCCGAAAUAGCGGCCGAUAACGAAGCUGAGAUUUAUGCUCGCAUACGGAGUCUCCAGAGCCGUGAUUACUACAACCUUCCUCCCCAGAAUAAUCCCGGGGAGUAUGAGGGGCUUGAUCACAAUAACUUCGAGCAAGCUAUUGAUGUGCCCCAUUAUAGGGCCAUACUUGAUAGAGAAUAUUUUGAACUCACAGUAUUAGAAAGAAAGGGUCUAUUGCAAGAUAGGCUCUUCGAUCUUAUGUUUGGUGAGCAAAAGAUUUAUCGUAUCAUGGAACUUUCGCCAUAUACGAAUAUAAGGGCGGAGGCGUACGACUUCCUUGAGGGUAAGGUGGAGCCGGUGAGCUCUUUGCAACAUUCCUUCCAACGGGAUAUCAUGGACGGGAGUCUGAAUUUCUUUAUUCAGGAUAUAAACCAAAGCGGUAGAAAUUCACAAAUAUACCGUGAAUUCUACUCCCACUUUACCGAUGAGGGAUUCCGCCUCAAGUUCGGAUUACCCCUACCUUAA
Messenger RNA from Lactuca virosa, 609 nucleotides. The record is from the annotation of a GenBank genome assembly. Lineage: Eukaryota; Viridiplantae; Streptophyta; Magnoliopsida; Asterales; Asteraceae.